Papilio machaon (common yellow swallowtail) is the source of this 882-nucleotide messenger RNA. RefSeq names its product rhodanese domain-containing protein CG4456-like. Bases 355 to 708 code for a protein of 117 amino acids. NCBI's taxonomy places the organism in Eukaryota, Metazoa, Arthropoda, Insecta, Lepidoptera, Papilionidae. Gene Ontology annotation, cellular component: mitochondrion. The transcript has 4 exons. Gene Ontology annotation, molecular function: thiosulfate-cyanide sulfurtransferase activity. The record is from RefSeq and is a predicted model, not a curated record.
UUGCUGUCACUGUCAAAUUCGAUUCUGGUUCAACAAGAAGUGAGAUCGAUCGUCUCGCUAUAAAGUAUAAACAUAAGACUCACCUCGGUUUUAUUGUGUUCUCCAUUUAAUUGUCUGUCAUAAGUAGUAUUUUAUGCGAGUGGUCUGCAGGUAUAAAUUGCUUUUUAAAUGUAAAUCAGUCGUGGCAUGUACACAUCUUGUUUUGCGUGUUUUUAUUUGUGUUGUGUGUUUAAGGCGGAAUAACAUGUAUUCAAUUGUGUGAUUUAGAGUGUCUUACAGCCUUUUAACACAUUAGCCUUACAAUAUACACAUCAAUUAAGAUAUUACAGCAGUAAGAAAAAAAAUAAUAGCACAAUGGUGGAUCCCAAGAGAGUGGUGAGUUACGAAGACAUGCUGAAGGUGAUCCAUCAACCAGAAAAGGUUAUCAUUGAUGUUAGGAAUAUAGAUGAAAUUAAGGCAACAGGAAAGAUACCUUCGAGCAUAAAUAUUCCAUUGGGCCAAGUACAAAAUGUUUUAACAUCAAUGUCUGAAGACGAAUUCAAAAAGAAUUUUCAGCGGAGCAAGCCAACGUCAUCUGAUGAGUUGAUCUUCUACUGUCAGUCAGGAAGACGGUCCUCUGAAGCCCUUGAUAAAGCUUUGAAACUUGGAUAUUCCAAUUCAAAAACAUACCUGGGUAGCUGGAAUGACUGGUCUAGUAGACAGCAAUAAUAAUUUUUUUUGUGUGAUUCACAAAGCAUAAUAUGAAAUAAUUAAAAUAAACAUUGUGCUGGUGUUAUUUAUGAAUUGUUUACAUCACCAAUAAAAUAAUUAAACAUAUAAAUUGUUUUUCUAUAUUUUAUUUGUAAACCCAACAUGUUCUAUUCUUGUUAUUUGCCAGUGUGU